Molecule: messenger RNA, 984 nt
Organism: Perkinsus marinus ATCC 50983
Lineage: Eukaryota; Perkinsozoa; Perkinsida; Perkinsidae
Exons: 7
Coding region: 4-984 (326 amino acids)
Biological process (GO): nucleobase-containing compound metabolic process
Molecular function (GO): nucleic acid binding; aminoacyl-tRNA deacylase activity; 3'-5' exonuclease activity
Source: RefSeq, a predicted model, not a curated record
UUUAUGUCUGUUUCUUGUAUGAGCCCAACGUCCUCAACAGCGUCAACUACCAGUCAUCACCAUGUGUUGGUCACACACGAUGAUAUAUUAGCCAAACUCGAUGAGGAGGGAGCUGCUUAUGAUACCACUGAGAAUUCUGAUUCUCUCGAUCUUAAAUGCAUGGUAUACGACCUCAACACCGAUGCCUCUCCCUUCCAUACAGUACUUGUAUGCCUAGCGGCCUCCAAGAGGGUUAACGAAAGCGCUGUCUUGGCCCGACUGGGCCUCUGGUCCGCCCCUAAAAGUACAUUAACCAUGUCCACUGACUGCGAGGCUAGUGUUGGCCAAUGUCCUGGUAGUAUCGGUCCACUGUACCUCCCUGAUAGUGAGGGAGUCGUUUGUUUGAUCACAUCUGAAGUAGUGGCUUCACACAUCCCUAUACGGGUCUCCGCUGGACACCAGGAGUAUGUCUAUCUAGAGGAACCUUCAGCGCUGCUUCAUCUCGUUGAUGCCAGUGAAGUGCUUUUACUCGACGUAGAUGCUUGGCUAGACUUGACGCUGCAAGAGGAUCUGGUUCUAUUUACCUCGAAUGACGAUCCUAUAGAAGUAGUCUGUACUCAGCAGCAGCUCGAGCCGCUUGUUGCCCUGUGGUCUGCGGGGAUGACGAUAGUCAGUAUUGAUUCUGAGAGGGAACCGAAGACUCAGGCGAUAUCACUCAUCCAAGUGUCACUAUAUGGACCUCACCGUUUACGCAGGGACUUCAUAAUAGAUGUGCAGUUGUUUGAUGAUAAGGAGUACCUCGGAAGGGAAUUAGCGGAGCUCUUUGUGUCUUUCAACUCCUUGAAGAUACUACACUCUGCAACUAACGAUCUACGACACUUUGAGAAAAAUUUCGAAGCAUGCGAGUGCAUCAGAGAGCGCGUAAACAACUUGUUGGACACCCAAAUACUGGGAAGUCGUCUCGGGCAGACGAAAUUGGGAUUGGCGAAAUUGGCUGAAGAGUAA